AUGUCGAAUCAAGACGUGGCGGCUGCGCUCGAUCGAGCCAACCCGAGCGCGUUUCAACAGCUCCUGAGCGGCUUACAGAGCGCCGAUAACGAGCAUCGUCGACGAUGCGAGAGCCUAUUCGAGGCGUGUAAGACGCACGGUGAUUCCCUGGCGGAGAGCUUGAUCGGGGCGCUUCGGACGAGCCAAGACGCGCGGACGCGGGAGCAGAGCUGCGUCUUGGCGCGAAGAGCGUUCACGUCGGAAGACGGGAAGAUGUGGGUGAAUUUGGGAGCAGAGACGCGUGAGCGCGUGAAGAGAGAAUUGUUGAACGCGUUGAGAGAGGAACCGGAGCGGAAGAUUUCGCGAAAGACGUGUGACUUGAUUUGCGAGGUCGCCGCGGGCGGUUCAGAGCGGGACGAGCCGUGGCCCGAGUUGAUGCCGUUCAUGUUCAGCGCGGUGAGCGAGGGCGGUGAAGGGUUGAAGGAGAGCGCUUUGAACGUGUUCGCGAUGUUGGCGCCAUUGAUGAGCGAGGCGUUGGUGGGGCAGAUUCCAACCUUGCACGCGACACUGAACGGGAGUUUGGCGAGCUCGGACACGCAGGUUCGAUUGGCGGCUUUAAGAGCGACCUGCUCGUUCGUUGACGCUUUGGAAAACGCGAGUGAUAGGACCAAGUUCCAAGAUUUGUUGCCGGCGAUGAUGAACACGCUGGUGGAGGCGCUAAGAGGGCAAGACGAGAGCUCGGCGCAGGAGGCGCUCGGGUUGUUCAUCGAGCUUGCCGAGUCGGAUCCGCGAUUUGUGCGCAAUCACCUUACGCAGCUCGUGGAGGCGAUGCUCAGCAUCGCCGAGCACGAAGAUCUGGAGGACGGCACGCGAACACUCGCGACCGAGUUCUUGGUGACGCUCACGGAGGCGAGAGAUCGGGCGCCGGGGAUGAUGCGCAAGGUUCCGAACUUCGUCCCUCGUCUGUACAACUGCCUUGUCUCGUUCUUGUUCAAUGACAUCGAGGACGACGAAGAUUGGCACACUGCGGAGAAUGAGGAGGACGAGGGCAGCGGUCAAGGUGAUCUCUACGACGUCGGACAAGAGUGCCUGGACCGCAUCUCCAUAGCGCUCGGUCCCAACUCCAUGCUCCCAGCAUGCGCCGCCACCAUGCCGGCGCUCAUCGGCGAUGCGGAUUGGAAGAAGCGCCACGCCGCGUUGAUCGCGCUCUCGCAGAUCGCCGAGGGCUGCGCCAAGGGCAUGAAGAAGGACGUCGUCGGCGCUAUUCAACCUUGCUUGCACGCGCUCUCCACGGACCCGCACCCGCGCGUUCGCUGGGCCGCCAUCAACGGCUUGGGGCAAAUGUGCACCGAUCUGGGACCGAGACUUCAGGAGAAGGCGCACGCUCAAGUCUUGCCUCUCCUCUUAAACGCCAUGGACGACUCAAAGAACCCGCGUUGCCAGGCACACGCGGCAGCAGCAACUGUCAACUUCAGCGAAGACUGCCCGCCUGAGUGCAUGGCUCCGUAUCUGGACAUGCUCAUGAACAAGCUCAUGACGCUUCUGCAAUCCGGGAACAAGUCGGUACAAGAGGCCGCGCUCACCGCUCUCGCAUCGACUGCAGAUAAUGCUCAAGAGUCGUUCGUCAAGUACUACGACGUCGUUCUUCCAUUCUUGAAGGCUAUCUUGACCAACGCCAACGGCAAGGAGUAUCGCAUGUUGCGCGCCAAGGCGGUGGAGUGCAUAUCUCUCGUCGGUAUGGCUGUUGGACGUGCCCGCUUCGCGGCGGACGCUCGCGAGAUUAUGCAGAUGUUGAUGCAGCUUCAGUCUGGCGGAUUCGAAGACGACGACCCCACAGUGCAAUACAUGCUUCAGGCGUGGACCCGCCUGUGCAAGUGCCUUGGCGAGGAGUUCGUCCCGUACCUCGAAAUCGUCAUGCAACCGCUACUCAAGUCGGCGAACUUGAAGGCUGAUGUUAUCAUCACCAACAAAGACGGGGACGGCGAAGAAGAGGAGGAAGAGGAGAAUGAGGAGUAUGAAAACGUCGAUUACGGAGACAAGCGCGUGUCCAUUCGCACCGCCGCUCUCGAAGAAAAGGCGACCGCGUGCAAUAUGCUGUGCUGCUACGUGGACGAACUCAAGGACGGUAUCUUGCCGUACCUCGAACAGAUCGUGCAGACGAUGAUUCCGUCCCUCGAGUUCUACUUCCACGAGGACGUUCGGCGCGCCGCCGUCACGUGCUUGCCGGAUCUUCUUCGCGCCGCCAAGAUCGCAGUGAGCAAGGGCGCGAAGGACCAAGCGUGGUUCGCUCAAUUGGUACAUCAUGUCAUUCCGCCGCUCAUCACGGCGAUGGAGAAGGAACCGGAUGUUGAGGUUCAGGCGCGCAUGCUCGAAUCGCUCGCGGAGUCCGCCGGUGAAGCCGGUGAGCACGUUCGCGAUCACCUGCCGAAGAUGCUCGAGACGUUUAAAGUGCUACUCACAGAGUCUCUCGAGCGACGCGCCGAGCGUAAUAAACGCGCGGGGACGGAUGAUUUCGAUGAAGAGGAGAUGCAAGCGCUUGAGGAGGAACAGGAGGCUGAGGACGACGUGUUCGAUCAGUUCGCCGAGUGCGUGGGAUCUUUGUUGAAGAGUUUCCACAGCGCAAUUCUCCCCGCCCUUGAGCCCCUCCUUGGUUUCAUCGUUCCUCUACUGGACAAGAACAGAACCCCUGCGGAGCGACGCAUCGCCAUCUGCGUGUUCGAUGACAUUUUCGAACACGCGAACGACGGCGGUGCAGCACUGAAAUAUUUGGACGGUUUCGUUGUUCCGUGCAUCGCCGGUUGCACUGAUAACGACGCGGAUGUGCGACAAGCGUCUGUGUACGGGGUGGGUAUCAUGGCAGAGCACUGCGGCCAAAAUUUUUCCCCGCACGUGCCCUCCGCGCUCACCGCACUCGCGAGCGUUAUCCAGGCUCCAGGAGCUCGCGAAGACGAGAACAUUUAUGCGUUCGAGAACGCCGUCGCGGCGCUUGGUAAGAUGUGCGAGUUUCAAAGUUCGGGGCUGGAUGCGAACGUGAUCCUGCCCUCAUGGUUGGCCAACCUCCCAAUAACCGAAGACAAGGUAGAGGCGAGAAACGUGCACGCGCAGCUCAUGCGGUUGCUCGAGCUCAACGGUAGCGCCAUUAUGGGCGCCUCCUUCGAGCACCUUCCUCGCGUUGUGAGCGUGCUUGCGGACGUCCUGCCCACUUCCGGUUUGAGUGCGAAGCUCCGCCUCGUCGAACCGGAUGUUGCGGCGAAGAUGAAGCAAUUCCUUGUUCAGAUGCAAACGCAAAUCCCGCAGGAGGCACUUGGGAAGGCGUGGGGCGUCUUGUCUGCAGAGAAACAAGCCGCGCUUCAGGCAGCGAUGCAAAGUUGA
Ostreococcus tauri is the source of this 3351-nucleotide messenger RNA. Its product is annotated as Armadillo-type fold. NCBI's taxonomy places the organism in Eukaryota, Viridiplantae, Chlorophyta, Mamiellophyceae, Mamiellales, Bathycoccaceae. Gene Ontology annotation, cellular component: nucleus; cytoplasm. The transcript is spliced from 2 exons. Gene Ontology annotation, biological process: protein import into nucleus. The coding region runs from base 1 to 3351 and encodes 1116 amino acids. The record is from RefSeq and is a predicted model, not a curated record. Gene Ontology annotation, molecular function: nuclear import signal receptor activity.